UGGUUUGGAACGCCAGGGUGGUCCACGUCAUGAAUCAGUGCGGAAAAUACAAAGGAGAAGUGCAUCAAGGGAUCACUGCAGACAGAAGAACCAUAAUGUGAGAGCUGACCAGAAAGCAGUAGGAACAGAGCACAUAAAGGACAGCUUGCCUGGAGAUUCCAUAGGUGUGGUCAUGGACUUGGGCUGCGGUUGGGCCACUGCCAGAAUUGGCAUCGUCACUGUCAAUUUGUAACUCAGAGGCUGAAAUGAUUCGAUUCGUAUACUUCAGAGUUGCCAUGACAACAUGAGAGGCAUGAUCAAGUGAAUGGAAGGGGUUGUCUCAGCGGAAAUGGGACAAUGCUGGCUGACCUUAAUUGUGUUCAGUGUGCUCGUGGCGCCUUGUUUCCUCACUGUAUCUUGGUGCUGUUUGCUUCAGACAUUUCUUGGAGCAGGUCCAUGAGAACCUGAACAUUCCACUCCACCAACCCAAUGGGACUUCGCUACAGUUGGGGUUGGCGGUGUAGCUGCGGCAAUUUGGGAUGUCAGUACCAGGUACCAGGUACCACUGUAGGGUUUCGGCCAAGCCUGUCUCAAGCUGCUUAGCAGGGUGACUCCAAGGAGGCUCAUAACCUCAUUCAGUUCCAAGUCGAUUUUCACUUUUCAAAACAACAUUUUGGCUUUUUUCGUAAUUUUGCCAAUUUGAACCUUUGGCCUCUCGCACCUCGCAACAUGGCAACGAACAUUCCAAGCCACAAGAUCAAUCGACCAUGAUGUUGUCGACGACUUGCCGCACUGGGCAACGGACCGUUGUCUCUCGAGUGUUGUUGCCAACUCCCUCAUUGCCAGGGUCAGCAACUACAAGAAUAGCUAGCUCCUCGCUGCUUUCAUCAAACCGUCCCUACAACACUCGAGCUCAUCCCCAAGCACCACCCGUCCACACCAUCCCACAGGCAUUGCAGGAGGUCCUGGAAGAAAUCAAAGCACGCGAAACCAAGAGACACAAGAAAUGGAAGCAACGAGCCAAGUACCUCGAAAAGAAGAAAGAAGAAGAAGAAGAUGAUGAUGAUAGCACGGCAACAACGGCGGCACCUCCAGUACCACCCUAUCGACCACAAGAUUACACGGUCGACCUCACGUUGAACUUGAAUGUCGAUCCCCGCAAACAGGGUCAAGCGCUUCGUGGAUCGCUGGAAUUGCCGCAUGGGACUGGCAAAAAGAUUGCCGUCGUAGUCUUUACAUCCAACGAAACGUUGGCGGAAAAAGCCAAAGCCAUGGGUGCCCUCCAUGUCGGUGCCGAGGAUCUCAUGGAAAAAAUUGCCAGUGGCGAAAUUGCGGUGGAUUCCUUUCAACGAUCCUUGGCAACCUCUGAAGUGCUGCCCGAUUUGUCCAAAAAGUUGGCACGAGUCUUGGGACCACGGGGUCUGAUGCCCAACCCCAAGGUGGGAACCGUCGCAGCAGAAGACAAUUUGUUGGAGUUGCUGGAAUCUCAAUUGGCCGGAAAAGAAGUGCAAUACAGAACCGAAAAGGAGGGUAUCGUGCAUUUGCCAGUUGGUAAGGGAUCCUUUGGAAUCGACCCCUUGUUGGAAAACACGGGGGCCAUUAUGAAAAAGGUCUACGAAAUCAAACCAGAGUCGUAUGGCAAGCCCAAAAAGAAAAAGGCAGGAGGCGGUGGCAAGAAAAAGGCAGGAAGUGCUGAGACCUAUGUGAUUUCCGCCUUUGUCAGUAGUACCUUUGGAAAGGGAUACAAGAUCGAUCUGCGAACGUUGGACCCAUCCAGUGCAUUCUUUCUUAGUGAAGUGGAUCAUUAG
Messenger RNA from Seminavis robusta, 1787 nucleotides. The record is from the annotation of a GenBank genome assembly. Lineage: Eukaryota; Bacillariophyta; Bacillariophyceae; Naviculales; Naviculaceae.